UGUCCCUUUAUUUUCAUUGCUCAGUGUGUCCGGACCUCGCACCGGCCGCAACAGGACUAUCGACUCUCUUCACGCGCACACCGGAACUAUUCUCCCGCCAUGAAUCGGAUUACUUCUCCUGUGUUUGCGUUGUUUCUGUUAACGGCUGUUGUUGUGGUGAUUGCUAAUUCUGGAGACAAGCUGGUGAGAAAAAAAAGGGAAUGGAUUCUCCCCCCAAAGCCACUGAAGGAAAAUGUAGACUACACCAGAAAAGAGUAUAUUUCCAAGAUUCGGUCAGAUUUUGAAACAAAGGGAAUUCACUACGCUCUGGAAGGCAUCGGUGUAAAUAAACCUCCCUUCAAUGUGUUCGUUGUCGACCCUAAUACUGGAUUCAUUCGUGUGACCAAAUUGCUCGACAGGGAAGAAAUCGAUACGUACAAUCUGUCAGGUAUUGCUACGUUCAUUGAUGGCAGAGAAGCAGAGAAAAGAAUUGACAUACGAAUCAAAGUUGUAGAUGAGAACGACAACGCUCCAGUGUUUGGAGACAUGGAGGCCGGGGAGGUGAAAGAGCUCAGUCCUCCAGGGACUUCAGUUAUGAAAAUAACUGCAACUGAUGCUGAUGAACCAGGAAAUAUAAACUCCCAGAUCGCCUAUACCAUCGUAGAUCAGCAACCACCCAGUGACAUGUUUUACAUUUCCAGAGAUGGGACCUGCGUCAAAAGUUCUGCCCUGGACAGAGAGAAAGUAGAUAAGUACACUCUGACAGUGAAAGGUCAAGACCUAAAUGGUGGACCAGGCGGACACAGUGCAACCAGCACUGUUGUCAUUCAUGUCAAAGAUGUGAAUGACAACCUUCCCACUCUGGAAAAAGUGCAGUAUGAUGGCAGCAUUGAGGAGAACACGGAGGGUGUGGAGGUGAUGAGGAUCAAAGCAGAGGACUUGGACCUGGAGGCCUCAGAGAACUGGGAAGCCGUGUUUGAAAUCGUCAGAGGAAACGAGGCCGGCUACUUCAGCAUCAAAACAGACACCGCGACCAACGAGGGCAUCCUGAUGCUCGACAAGGCUGUCGAUUAUGAGGAUGUGAAGAACCUUGACCUAGGAUUAAUUGUGAAGAACAAGGUUCCACUAUACGAUGGAUCUGAUGGAAUCUCUGCAACUAAUAUAGGUUUAGGAUCCCCUGGUGCCAGUGGUGCAAGUGGUGCCAGUGGUCCAGUGGGUGCUACAGGAGGAUCAGGAGGAACAUUCACACGAAAUGGUACCACAUAUAAAACCUAUCCGAUCAAAAUCAAUGUGAAGAACAAGCCGGAGGGGCCAAGAUUUGACCCCAAAGUCAAAACUAUUCCCGUCUCAGAGGGAGGCAGCUCCGUCAACACUAAUGAAGUCAUUGCACGUUACGCCGCAAUAGAUGGAGACACUGGGAAAGCGGCAGAGAAUGUCAGGUACGCCAAAGGCUCAGACCCUGACAACUGGUUUACCAUAGACCCAAAAACAGCUGACAUCAAACUGAACAAGAUGCCAGAUAGAGAGUCUCCAUACCUGAUCAACGGGACGUAUUAUGCCAAAGUACUCUGCUUUACAGAAGACAUGCCUGCUCAAACAGCCACUGGCACCGUAGCCAUCCAGGUGGAGGAUUUCAACGACAACUGCCCCACCCUGACCAGUCAAAUCCAGACUCUGUGUAUCCCCAAUGAUGCCGUGAUUGUGAGCGCUAAAGAUGAGGAUUUUUCCCCCAACGGAUCUCCUUUCAACUUUGAAAUAAUCCCAGAGGGAACUCAGGGCAAAUGGAAGGUGGAGCACUACAAUGACACUGCAGCCAUCCUGAGGGCCAAGGAGACCCUGUGGCCUGGUUUAUAUGAGGUGACUUUCGUGGUGGAGGACCAGCAAGGGAAGGCCUGUCCAGAACCACAGAAAGUGACGGUCCUAGUGUGCACCUGUGAGGAAGGGGACACGUGUGGAGAUCGAGGUAAUACUAAGAAAGGAGCAGAGUUAGGACCCGCUGGCAUCGGACUGCUGUUACUUGGACUCCUGCUGCUACUACUUUUUCUUCUGUUCCUGCUCUUCUGUAAUUGUGGGGAGAGCGCAGGCUUUACCCCGAUGCCUUUCGACACCAAAUCUCAUCUCAUUAACUACCACACUGAGGGCCAGGGCGAGAACACGGAUGUGCCACUACUGAACAUUCCGCUUCAAGUGGGUGGAGGAGGGGUGAUCGAUCAACACUUAUUUCAGGGAUCAGGGUAUGGGUUGUAUAAGGACACAUAUUUUCAAGAUGCUUACAACGCCUGGGGGACGAGUAACGUUUCAGAUUCCAGAACUUGGAUUAGAAAUGAAGGAUCACAAGUACAACAAGGAAUCUAUGAUGGCAUGGCUCUGCCAGACCACUUCCUGGGACAGUACUACAGUCAGGUGACCAGUGAAGACGAGACUCUUGGAGGGAAGGACACUCUUUUAGUUUAUGAGUACGAGGGUCAGGGCUCCCUUGCUGGCUCCGUGGGCUGCUGCAGCCUCCUGGAGUCUGAGAACGACCUGCAGUUCAUUAAUGACCUCGGCAUGAAGUUCAAGACCCUGGCUGAGGUGUGUGGAGGAAAGAAGAUCGAAUCAGAUGUCAAACCAGCGUUCACUCAUCAGCCCAGUGCAUCCAUCCACACUCACAUCUCAGCUUCAAGUGUGAAGACUGCCCAGCAGCCUGCCCCUCUGCCCAACCUGCAUCAGUCCACAUCUCAGACUGUGAUCAGGGACACAUCUGAAAGUUCUCAGGUGGUGAAGAAGAGCACUGCCACAGUGAUGGAAGGGAUGACCACAGUGAGCACAGGGAUGACCCAAGUGAGCACAGGGAUGACCACAGUAAAUGAAGGGAUGGUGAAUACAGGUCAGAUGUUCAUGCUUCAGCCGCAGCCCGUCUACUACACCACCACCACCACCCCUGUGCAGAUGCAGUACGUCCUCCAGCCACAAGUUCAGAACACCGUGCUGCUGGCAGAAGCUCCAGCCUCCAACCUGCAGAGCAUGGUACUGCUCAACGGCUCCCAGACUGGAAGCAUGGGGAUUCAGGGACAGAUGGUGAUAUCCAGCGGGCAAGCCCAGGACCAACACAUGGUGCUGGUGGAAAAGAGCCGGGUCCAUGGAAGGGGUGGCAACCUCAUCCACACUGGCAACCUCUCUGGCUCCAAGACCAUGAUGGUGGUGGAGGGAAAAGUCCCUAAAGGGACAAUAAAAGGGCUUAAAGGUAGCCAGACCCAUCUCAUGCAGGGAGGCACUCUGCAGUCAGGGGGGCUGUCAGGAUCCCAGAGGGUCGUGGUGGUCGGAGGGCAAAGCAACAGAGGGCAGCUCGUCCAGGAAGCACAAGGAUUGUCUCAGAAACAAGACAUCUCUGGCUCACAAAGAGUCAUCUACAGUGAGGGCAGCACAUCUGCAGGCUCUCAGAGCAGCGUGGUGACUUCCUCUACCACUACAGAGAACAAAACCCCCACCUACCGCAAGGUGGUGGUACAGGAGACAAGAGAAAUUCACUGAAUAAGAGAUCGUCCAGACAAGAGAGGAUCUUUCCAGUGAUGCCAAUAAGACUGUUCCUCUGGCCUGGUCCAGGUGGUGAUGGGAUGCUUGUGGGACUAAACUAAUACGAGAGAACUAAUGCGAGACAGUUACUGGAAAAAAGAGCAUGUUUCCUUUAUUCCAUUGCUGACUCCAGUCUAGAACGGCGCAAUCCGAAAGAUUGGAGUCAACCUAAAGAAAAGCCAACAAAACAGUACAUGAACAAAACUAGAAAUAUGAAUAGUUUUUUUCUUUAACUGUUUGCCUUCUUCUCCUGACCUCUAAUUAAGUACAUACGGAAUCAUGUUUGGUAUAAUCAGUAAAUCCUUAUGUUGUUUUAUGGUGUGUGUUUUAUGGUGUGUGUUUUAUGGUGUCUGUUCUAUGCUUUACGCUGUUUUGCACUAAUAAAAAAAAUACUGUUCA
Eleginops maclovinus (Patagonian blennie) is the source of this 3930-nucleotide messenger RNA. RefSeq names its product desmoglein-2.1-like. Lineage: Eukaryota; Metazoa; Chordata; Actinopteri; Perciformes; Eleginopidae. Gene Ontology annotation, cellular component: desmosome; plasma membrane. Gene Ontology annotation, molecular function: calcium ion binding. The record is from RefSeq and is a predicted model, not a curated record. Gene Ontology annotation, biological process: homophilic cell-cell adhesion.